UAAGGGGAGAAAGAGAGAAUGACCACUUGGGAGAGAUGAGGAUCCCGGUGCCACCACCCCGCUGACCAGAAGCUCUCGGGGUGUGCGCGAACACGUGGGCAGACGAAGAGAGAGCAGUAGGAGUAGCAGUGUUAUCUGUGGUGAGCCAUGUUUCCGUCAGUGCCAAGAAGUCGAGGGACUGGAGGGACGCAUAGGCUGAGAUGAGCUCUGCCUUGUUGGCCGCAGAUCGGCAGUUCCAGAGGCUACCGGAGACCUGGAACUCCACGUGGGUCGUGCGGGCUGGGACCACCAGGUUAGGGUGGGCGCGGCCACGCGGUGUGAAGCGUUUGUAUGGUCUGUGCAGAGAGGAGAGAACAGGGAUAGACAGACACAUAGUUGACAGGCUACAGAAGAGGCUACGCUAAUGCAAAGGAGAUUAGAAUGACAAGUGGACUACACGUCUCGAAUGUUCAGAAAGUUAAGCUUACGUUGCAAAAAAAAAUAAAAUAAAAGAUCUUAUUGACUAAAAUGAUAUAGUACUGCUGGCUGGUGAAGUAGCCUGGCUAGCAGUGGCUGCGUUGUUGAAAGUGAAGCUGGCUAGGUAACCUCGACAAUUUCUCUAAAUUUCUCUAAACUACACAAUUAUCAUGGAUACAAGGACAGCAAAGACAACUAGCUAACACUACGCUAAUCAAGUCGUUCCGUUGUAAUGUAAGUUUCUACAGUGCUGAAAAUGACCAUCAGUCCCACAUAUCUAUGUUGUUGUCUGCUUUCACUGGUGUUUAUUUCACUGCUAUCAUUGAGACUGACGUUACUGCCUCUCCUCUCUGCGCCUCCUCGACCACCUUCCCGCUGCAGCUCAUCAAACCGCGCGGGCAAGCGCGCCGGAUCAAAAUUGGAACCAGACAGUGGUGCUGAUGAACAGCUCCUUGCCAGAGUGCAGUGGACACACUGGACAGGCAGUCGGUGACAGAAGAGAGAGUUUUAAAACGGUUUGGAAGGUUAAUGAAUGGACUCAAACUCAGGGUUGAUUCGUUCAGAACAGGUUGGCAAGGAGUUGUUUACAUAGUUGUUUUUACAUUUCAUAUAACGUGUCUGAUAUCUAGCUAGCUAAGUUAGCUGUCAAAGUAAAUACAUUUCUCAUACUAGCAUUGGGAGCUAGGUUGAAACGAAACGAGCUACUGUAGCUAGCUAGUUAGACAGUCAGUUAUGGGUCUGGUAACUAACGUUAGUUGAAACAGCUAAUGUUACGUACCUACUUGUGUAAAUGUAAAGCUAGCAUUGUCACUGUGGUUAGCUACCUAGCUGUUGGCUGGCAGUGUGCCAGGUUUGUCAACUAAGGUUAGCUAACUGACUAUUUAUUUUGUAGGAGAUGAUACCAUCGCGCCAGAUGAUACCACCGCGCCAGCAUGACAGCGAUUUUCAUAAAUUCAGAAAGUAACGUUAACGUUAAUCAUUCAUCACACCUCAUCACAGGAUGUCAUGUAAAGCUAGAUGAUGAUACUUCACCAGCUUGUCACGGGUCUGAAUUAACUCUGAAAAGCUUGGCAGGCACACCUUCAAGUUAUGGUUUGCAAGGAGUCUCUCUCUCUCUCUCUCUCUCUCUCUCUCUCUCUCUCUCUCUCUCUUUCUCUCUCUCUUUCUCUCUCUCUCUCUUUCUCUCUCUCUCUCUCUCUCUCUCUCUCUCUCUCUCUCUCUCUCUCUCUCUCUCUAUCUCUCUUUCUCUCUCUCUCUCUCUCUCUCUCUUUCUCUCUUUCUCUCUCUCUCUCUCUCUCUCUCUCUCUCUCUCUCUCUCUCUCUCUCUCUCUCUCUCUCUCUCUCUCUAUAUAUAUAUAUACAUAUAACGUUAUAUAUUUAACUUUCACACUCUCUCUCACUCCCCCCUUCUCUCUCUCUGUGUGUGUGUGUCCGACAAUAUGCACACAAAAAAAACAUUAUAAUUAAUCAUGUUAGGUCUGAAUAGAUAUGUCAGAGCCCGCCAGCUCUGUUUUCUGUCCCACUGUUGGGGCAAGGGGUGGAUCUAUCCCUGGCUGUCUGGUGCUGGGGACUUGGGAGGGGUGGCCUCAGGGGUGGCCUCAAAAUAGAAACAAGGGGACACUGCUUGUAGAAACCCUUGGGGGAGGACUUGCUUGACUGCCUGUCUAAUUUGUACUGGUAAGCAAAGGUGGUGGACACAUCGUUCACACGUCGAACACUUCCUCCUACAGCGGAGAGAGUAAAGAACAGCUUUUCUCCUCGUCAAUCAGAGCUUAGCUUCCCUCAGCGACAUAAUUGCUCAGUGCACUGGACCUGCUUGUCUAUAGCCUUCUCAUUGUGUUUAUUUGGAGUUCCCCUAGCGACAUUGUUGACAGUGAAGAAGGGAUUUUUACUUCAGAAGGAAUCAUUAUUUUGUGCUUAUCUGAAUUGAGGGGUAUUCUUUGUGGCACUGUUACAUGGAUGUUUCCCUCAAAAAGGCUGCUGACCACUGAGCUGUCCCAGCAGAGUGAGGAGCUGCCAGGGGACCUGCAGUCUCUAUCCUGGCUCACCACCGUGGACGUACACAGGCUGCAGCAGAUGGCCACAGGCAGACUGGCCUUCAACAACACAGAACCCCAGAGCAGCCCACUGGAGCUUCACCCAGGUUCAGACCAGCACAGAAACAUGAAUACAGCACUAGGACAUGACACCAUUGUCCCUCCCCAUAGCAACAUGCAGAACAACAGUUAUAUUGGAAUGAACUACCUCAACAAUCAAAAUGGAAAUAUGACAGGAGGAUGCCCAGGAAGUGGUAUGCCUGCCUCAGGAUACCAGUCCUCCCCAGCCCACUACUACCACUCCCCCCAGCAGGCCUACAGCCCAGCUCAGGCUGUCCAACAGCAUUCCCCCAGCAGCCUGUAUAACAGCCCCUCCUACCAUAGCCAAAACCUGUAUGAGCAGCAAGCAGGAGGCAUGAGCAUCACCAACCCCCACAGCAACCAGGAUCUCCUACAACAACCUAAUUCCUUCCCCAAACCUAUCUACUCCUACAGCUGCCUGAUUGCUAUGGCUCUGAAGAACAGCCGGACAGGCAGUCUCCCUGUCAGUGAGAUCUACUGCUUCAUGAAGGAGCACUUCCCUUACUUCAAGACGGCGCCUGACGGCUGGAAGAACUCUGUGAGACACAACCUGUCUCUGAACAAGUGCUUUCAAAAGGAAGAGAACAAGCAAGGAGGCUCCUCCUCCACUCGUAAGGGCUGUCUGUGGGCUCUCAACCCAGCCAAGAUCAACAAGAUGGAGGAGGAGAUGCAGAAGUGGAAACGCAAGGACCUGACUGCCAUCCGCCGCAGCAUGGCCAACCCAGAUGAGCUGGACAGGCUGAUCACAGACCGACCGGAUGGCUGUCGGAGGAACCCUUGUGACCCCAGGAUGACGUGUGUCCCCUCUAGCCCCUGUAGUUCCCCUCUGUCUGGGCUUCUGCAGACAUCCCUCCCCUUCCACCUCCAGGCCCAGAAUCCCACCAUGCUAGGAGACCCCAGCUCCCCUGUUCCCGCCCGGACCCCUCCCCUCCACGCGGUCCCAGACUACUCCCACACCCCCUUCAUCCAGCAGCAGCCCUACAGACAAGCCAACAACCAUAGUCUGUACAGCCUCCACCCUGACGUCACAGCAGAUGUGGACGCUCUGGACACUAGUAUCAUGGAGUUUGCCGGGAGCCUAUGGGAGGGGGUGAGAGAGGAGGGCUUCAGCCUGGAGAGUAUGUUUAACCACUCUCCUCUGUGCCUGUCUGACUGUGAGCUGCCUGGCCCCACCACUGGACAGCCCCUGGUGGACCUACAGGUUUCAGGGCUGUACACCACCCUGGACCCAGCACCUACUGUCCCCUUCCAGUACAUCACCACCACAGAGGCCGGGGGCCAAGCCGUCGCCCUGCUCUGACUUUGACUGUGAUACACUGAUAUACAGUGUAUUAAACACUGAUAUACACCAAGACAGACCACUACUGUUGAACCUGCAUGUCCCCACACCCACUGUAUGAGAAUCCUGAACAUUCUCCCACCUGACAGGAUGUCUUGCCUCUUUCAUGUCAGAGAUUUUUUAUUUUUUUUUACUGAUUCCUGUUUCUCCACCAAAGCACUUAAGAAGCACCCAAAUCAGCUAGCAUAGACGUGUUUGAUUGGAUCUGUCAGAUUUUUAGAGUGAUGAGGAUACAGUGUUUUUGUGUGUGUGAUGGUUUAGAGGUAAAAUGCAAUGCCACUUUAUUUUUACAAGAGCUGGAGUCAAUGUUGUAAAGGCUGUCUUCUGUGAAGAUAUGUAAAAGGUUGUCGGGGAAACUCAUCUGGCAUCUAUUUCUUGUGGAGGAAAAGUCUUUACUAGCUUGUGCAAACAAUCCUUUUUUUGUUACCAGAUUUGACUGUGUUAUUGUAGCUCGAUAGUUUAUUUGUCGUACUAAAGUCCUGCUAGGCAGGCAUUAUCUCAGCGUUUUCUGUUUUGUUCAUUUGUAUUUAUUUACUUUGCUCCUUGUAAACUGUCUAACAUGACUCUUAAAGCCAUGCCUUACAACAAUAAUUGUAUAUUGUAAUAUAGAGGACUUUAACAUGUUAAUGUAUUUUAGAAAUACUAAACAUUUUUAAUUUAAGAUUAUUUAUGUAAAGGUAUUACAGACAUGUUAAAAGCCUCAGCAGAUUCACCUGUUUUAAACUGACAAUAGACUCCUGUGCCUACAAGGUGUUUCUCUAACUGUAAACAUUUUCAGAAUAAAUAUUUUCAGAUUACAGAUUUA
Molecule: messenger RNA, 4717 nt
Organism: Salvelinus fontinalis (brook trout)
Lineage: Eukaryota; Metazoa; Chordata; Actinopteri; Salmoniformes; Salmonidae
Product: forkhead box protein N4-like
Exons: 8
Coding region: 2416-3873 (485 amino acids)
Biological process (GO): regulation of transcription by RNA polymerase II
Molecular function (GO): DNA-binding transcription factor activity, RNA polymerase II-specific; transcription cis-regulatory region binding
Source: RefSeq, a predicted model, not a curated record